AUGGCGUCCGGUCAGGAGUCCGGAGGCACAACUCUUAUGGAUCUCAUCACCUCCGAUCCGACGUCGGUUCCCCCCAGCGCUGCUCCUAGUGUAGCCCCCUCCGCACCAGGGAAGCCGUCGGCGGCAGAUCGGAAGACGAGGAGGAGCACUCUGAUGCAGAUCCAGAGUGACACGAUCUCCGCGGCAAAGGCGCUGAACCCGGUCAAGACCAGCGUCAUGCCUCAGAGGCGCAAGAAGACGGUCCGCUCCAAUCUCUCUGUCUGUCUGUUUCCCCUCUCUGCGUCUCCCUCCCUUACCACGUGCCAUCACGAAUCGUCUGAAACAUUGACUUGCCCCUCGUUCAUUGUCAUGAAUGUAUCGCCGAGUGACCAACCAGGGAUUGAAUUUUUUACAAUGAAUUUUAUCUUGCUUUCAAGAGAAGGCGAAGCAAUUAGUAAAAGACGGUUGGAUAUGGUCAGUAAGUAUGUCUGGAAAAGUUGUUUUCUCGAACAUAUUUUGUGCUCCACGUAUUGUUUUGCCUUUCAAUUGGUUAUGUUUUACGUCAGAGAUGCGAGUACGCAACCCAGGGAGGGUGAAAAACACAAUGACAUGGAUUUGACGGCAAUAUACUCAAAUGUAUCUGUUCGCAUUCUGUCAUCUCGAGGCAUCAUACGUCUCUGAUUUGCGACCGCGUAAAAUGAACCUUAGAUGAUCACGUCUUAAAAGAUAUUGUUGCGUGAUCCAGUUCAUAAACUCCCCUCUUUAGCAACCAGACGAACCUCACCAAUGUUCAGGGUUUAAUUCACUGUUUUUUGUUUUUAUCUCAGACUAAUGUCAUAAUCCGUUAUGCAGCCUGUUUCAUAUUCACAAUUGGCACGAAGUAUACACGAGCUUGCAGCGGCAUCAGAUCAGGUUCCUCUUUGCAAAUGCUGAAAUUAAUUUUUUUGAGGGCUUCUUAUCCAUUCCCUAGUGUUUUCUUGUAUUUACUUGCAGAAAGUCUCCCAAAGGCAGCUAGUGCAUCAAGUUUUUCCCAAACUCGCCGUGUACAACUCUGUGGACCCAUCUUUAGCACCAUCUCUUUUAAUGGUAUUUUUUAUACUUCAAUUUUUUUUACAUACUAUUGUAAUUCCCUCUUAUUGGUAUGGUAUUGUGAUUUUCAAACAAAAGUCGCAAAAUGAUUUUCGAAUCCCUUGCACAACAUGCCAGUUAUGCUGCCACUUGCUUUCUGUCUUCAAAAUUUGCAAAGGUAACGACCAUUCAUCAAGUCUAGUGCAUGUUUCAAUCUCACGUUAAGCCUCCUUAACGUUUUGCCUCUAGACCUACAAAAACGAGACGACACUAGCAUUUCUUUAAUUGCAGCUGUAUACAUGUGUUUUCAGUCAGUGAAACAGUAUGAAACGAGUCACUUUGUGAUUUUUAAUAAAAGUGUCAUUUGGUAAUAUUCUUCUAGGACUUUUAAAUCCAUCAUAUUCUAAUCGCUGCUGGAUGACACACCGUUCAUGGACAGAAGUAUGUGUAAUAGGAUAAUGUGCAUAAAAGGACGUGCAAAAUGAUAUUUUCUUGUUACAAAGCAGCCCUUUUUUCUUCUCUUCCUUUCUAUUUUAUGAAACAACCGUCUACCAGAUAGCUAUGGCUACUUCAUAAGACUAUAAGUGAGAUAGAAAAAUGUGCAUCUUGAUAUCUGUAUUCUGGUAAAUUGAAUGUCGUUUGGCAUGUCAUGAUAAGCUGGUGCGGUGAUAUAAAUAGAUUGCCAAUAUGCUUAAAUCAUGAGUUUAACUGAUAUAAACUCAUAUCUCCAUUAGCAAUAGGCAUCUGUCAAUCAGAAAGGAAAAAAUGAGCAUCUUAAUAUGAAAUAUCUUAUGCCAUUUGUGCUUCAGAGGCAUUUCAUCUGGUUAACGCCAAUUUGAAUUUAUGUACGUUAGCAACAAUAUUAAUCGUUUUGUGUUUGAACCCUUCAGACAUUUGAUCCUACAUCAUUUUAUGGAAUCAUACUUAGUUGAAAUUCCACUCAUUUUAGAGUGAGGUUUUUGGCUGUCAAUGAACACAUCUAUUGUACUAUCAUUCCAGGUUUCAGUUAUUUGUCCAGUUUCUUUUUCAAUGGAGGUAUAGAUGAGUAUCUGAAAGUAGUCAGAUUCUGUUUGAAUUCAGCUUAGGAUGAUGUCCUUCAUGAGAAACGAAAUGUUAACGUUCUUGUUUUUAAUUAUUGAUAAGCUGAUUUAUGAAUUGAAUUCAGGUUUUCAGUAUGACCGUAAUUAUGAAUGUGGGGGUGAUAUGAUAUUUUUUUAUUGCUUUUAGUAAUUAAGUUUAGUCAAUGUAAAAAUUGUGGUUUGACAUUGUCUAUGAAGUGUCAUGACUUGUUAUUUGUUCCUCUUGUUGCAUUGCAGCUUCAUCAGCAAUGCGAGGACCGAAGUGUUCUUCGUUAUGUCUACUACUACUUGGCUAGAAUUUUAUCAGAUAAUAGUGCUCAAGGUAUGAGUGGUGGUGGGGGAAUUCCGACACCCAACUGGGAUGCCCUUGCAGAUAUCGAUGCUGUUGGUGGUGUCACAAGAGCAGAUGUUGUCCCACGAAUUGCUGAACAGCUAACUUCAGAGGCAUCAAAUGUUGACCCUGAAGGUAGAUGAAAACUAUUGCGCCACUGCCAUAGAUUGCCUUUUCUGUAUUAUUUUGUGUUUUCUUUUCACUCAACAAAGUUUCAGUUCAAGAGGAUACAUACCUUGCGAAAUAAGUGCAUUAAUAUUCCUUUCAUCCUGUGUCAUUCAUGGACUGUCGCCAUAUUACUCAUUAGAUGGCCUUUGAGAGUGACAGGUGGCAGGGUUAUGUUGGGUAAUCAUUCCAUUAAGUGUUUUUCAUUUUGGGUUGUCUUUCAAACGUGGGAACUAUUCCUAUGUGCAAUACAAAUCAUAUGUAGGUUUCGAAGUUGAGGUUUCUUAUGAGAUAAUUGAAUGUAUGGACUCUUUGCCCAAUUUAUCAUGACAUGACUUGUCUGUAUGUGGUACUCUAAUUAAAUGAACGUAUUGCUGCUCAUUAACUUCAGAGAUCAUGUCAUCACAUACUGCUGAAGUUCUGAACGUUUGUGUUUAUUUGCAACUUUUUUUGGGCAAUUGUGGUCAUCGUCCAAGUUUUUUUUCCGGGUUCAGUUUGACGAAUAUUGUGCAAAGAAAUGCAGUUUGGGGUCUUCCUCGUUUUUCUGUCAAGCAGUGCAGUAGCCAUCACUGUUGGCCCUACAAACUGUUCCAUAAACAACAUGCAGGUCUAGACUACUCAACGCAGCCAUAAUAUCAUUAAAGCAAUCAUUUUGCAUGCAUAAACAAACGUUGUUCAUAAACGGCUCUAUUCUUAGAGCAAAUCCCCAAUAUAACUAAUUCCAUCUGUGCAACAUCCCUAGCUGUAUAUUGAAGGCUGAAAACAAGCUUCUCCAAAAUGACAAUGAAGACAUCCCUAGCUGUAUAUUAUGAGAUAGUUUUGACCAAAUCCUCUGUAUUUUUGCAUCCUCUGUUCACCUAUCCCACUUGGACUUCUCUUUCCCUUAUAGCCGCACUCGUAAUUUUCGAAGAGGCGGGAUCAGUAGGUUUUUUUCUUUGUACCUAUUGCUUUUAACUUUUUGGAUACUGAUACUGGAAAUUGUGUGACUCAGACCUGGGGUUUUUGAAAUCCUAAAAUUCAAUUCUUCUUGCACCUCAUUAAUUUAACUCGUGUAAGUCACACAUAUUGUCAUGGCAUAGUUCCUGCACUUUUGACCUGGAGAGAAUUUUGAACAGGAGAAAAUUGGCACGGCACAAUUCCCCUUCCUGGUUUUAACCAGGAGAAGUUUCAUCGUCGAACUUGAUGUGCUCUUAAAUCUGCCUCGUUUCUACCAGACCAUGGAGGCCUUGAUUACGCUCAUUAAAUGGCCAAUUUGGUUGACCUCGCGGCAAACUGCGCCUAUUGUGCCCAAUGUUUUCGCUGAAUUGCAUGAGUUGGCUCAAAUUAGUCAACCAUGGUUCUGAGAUUGUUGACAAACUAUUGGAUGAUACUUUUGAGUUACUCGGGAUUUAUAACCUCAUGCCUUCUUAAUUUUUGGUUUGUAUUUAGCUAUUGACAUCGCAUUUGUAUGGAGAAUUAUCUUGAGGGCUGAUUAUAUCCAGAAUUAUGUAUCCCUGUCUCUAUCUUGUAUAUUCUGAAUUUAUGGUAAUGUUCACAUUUGAAGUAUGUCGCUACUGUCAUGAUGCCAUCCCUGAGACAAACUUACUGCAUUCACUAGGAUGUCCCAAUGAUUGAGCUUUUUGAAAACAAUUGCGUAUAGUAAUGAUUUGUAUAAAGAUUGUAUCCAUAAGUAGACUCUACACACGUGCUAGAUGCAACUGAUAGUCUUUGAUUUGUCCUAGUCUAGUACUAACCGAAUUUCAUUUUCUUUCGUUCAUCCUGUUGAAGUUCAUGCAAGGAGACUUGCUGCGCUGAAAGCACUCACUUUCGUGUCACCAAGCAAUUCUGAGAUCCUGUCCAAAUUGUAUGAGAUUGUAUUUGGAAUCCUUGAGAAGGUACCUCUAAUCACAUUUUUAAGUGACCUUAGCAUGCUGGUGUUUUUAUAACGUUGCUUAAUAAUAUUUGUUACACAGCCUUUGCUGUGUCAGUUGGCACCCCAAAACAUGUCACAUAAUUUGCUUUAUGAUUUUUUUUCUAUCUUCAUUGAAUAUUCAUCUCUCACAGAUUGCAGACACAAAACAGUAAACGCGUUUUGUAAUUUGAGCGAUGAAUUUUUUUCUUCUUUCUUGUCACAGGUUGCAGAUGCAAAGCAGAAACGUAAGAAAGGCAUUUUUGGUCGGCAAAGUGGUGAUAAAGAGGUACUUUCCUUCCCUUGGCAGAUGCGAACCAAGUUCUGGUAAUUUUGAAGAAAGAGGCAUGGGUUCUUUGCUCUUAUGAAACAUAUGAUUGUUUUAAAUUUUUACUUUUACUUUUUAUAUUUUUACAUUUUGGGUUCCCCUAAUGAAAUUUCGUUGAUAGCUGAUAGACUAGUUAUUUAUCUCGUGUAUGUAAAACACCGCACAUUGCAAUUGUACAGCGCAGCUCAUAAGAUGAAUACACUGCUUAUUUUAAUUUGUCUCAGGAAAGUUUACUUUGGGAAAAAAAUUAUCGUCAUUGAAAACGGAAGUUUUUUUAUUUGAAUGAAAAGAUAGAUGUAGUGUCUUCGGACUAUAUGAUCAUGUUGCACUUUCCGAUCUUUCAUCCUUGUUUCUUUUAGUCGUUGAGAAGUGUGACCGUUUGACUUUUUACAUUCUUCCAUUCAGUCCUUCUGUGUCUUUACAUAUGUUUUCCAUGCGUUUUCAGUCUAUAAUUCAGAGCAAUCUGCAAUAUGCUUCUCUUAGUGCGCUGAGAAGACUCCCUCUGGAUCCCGGAAACCCAGCAUUCCUGCAUCGAGCUAUACAAGGGUAUGUAAGCUAUGCCACUUUUCUUACCUUGGAACUAUGCGUUUUUUGUGCUGCUCUGACUUGAGUGAGGCUAUCAGUGGUCACACAUAUACUAUUAAGUAAAAAAUACUUGUAUGAGCAUUUGUCUUCAGUUCAAUUCAGGGCACCGAUAACAUGCACAAUUCGUGAUUUAUCAUCUAGGCUGGCUCUAGUUUAAUGUAUCCUAAUGGUUCCACGCCAGUGUUUAACAGAACUUAAAAUAGUGUUUGUCAAAUGGAAAACAUACACCAAUUUCUGGACUUACGAUAAUAUCCAUUAAAUAUUUAGUUUGGGAUAUCCUAGGAUGUACUCAGCUGAAGGUGAAUAUAGAUAGACCCAACAUUUUUAUGUGUGCGAAAAAUUGAAUAAUUACAUAAGAAUAAUCAUAUUUUAAAAAGGGCUUUAUGCUGGCUCUUGACUGGAACUCUUGCUAUUGGCUUUUCCAAUGUACUGCUGAAUAGCAAGCUAAAAGUGCGGUUCUCUAUUGAUGUGAAAUGCGCCAAAUAAUACAGUGGAAAAUUGAUUGAAAGGGCGAAAUUAUAUUAAAGGGAUUGCGGUUGGCAAGGUGGUACGACGUGGGGCAGUGGAAAAAUAUUGUACUAGCUGGUGUGUGAGGCCCUGUGGACUGGGCUUCUCCAAACAUGCCAGUUGCGAUCUUUCGUGUCUAUAGUUUGGUCUUUCUUUUGGAGCUCUUUAUAUCUCCUUUGCCUUUUGAUUUGAUUCAAUGAAAUGCAGUUGGGCCAAAAGGUAAAUCAAAUGGCCAUUUAAUUUUUUAAGUUUAAAGCAAGCAGUCGUGUCAAUAAUCUGUUUCUCUUUCUGUGACUGUAGGGUCUCAUUUUCUGAUCCAGUUGCUGUCAGGCAUUCUUUGGCAAUCAUCUCUGAAUUGGCUACACGAGAUCCUUAUUCUGUUGCUAUGUCAUUGGGUCAGUUAAAUCCACAUAACUCAAUGGACGCUAACGUUGCAAUUAAAAUUUAUUUGAAUGUGUAUUUCAUGAAUAUGUAUGAGAGCACUUAUGUAGGUCUUCCUAAAAUCCUCGCGUAUGUUUCUAAUCUAUAUAGUACCCGUCUACUCUGUUGGAUUUCUGACUCGUCAUUAUUUUGGUUGUUUUUCAGGGAAACUGGCAAAUUCUGGAGGUAUGGUUAUCCUAUAUUUCUUGCAUUAUGUUUCUAUGCCACAGUAAAUGGCCUGGUAUUGUUCGACUGAAAGUAGCAUGAAUACGGUGCAUAAAUUCCAAGUUUCAUUGUUGUAUUCCUGCUAGCUUUUUUUUGGCUUAUUUUCCUGGUAAAGUAUGUUUAGUCCUUAUCUGAUUUGACGAAUAGAAUGAAAUUUCUUGUUACCUCAUUGAGUUAUCUGAAAACUGAACUAUUUUGGUUUGAUUUAUUUCUUUUUUUGGGUCGAGAAGUUCCUUUUCUUUCUUUAUAAGGAAAAGCUGUGGAUAUCGUCCUUCUCCUAGAAUUUUCAGACUCUUUACUAAGUGAAGGCUGAUAUUAUAUGAAGCAGGUGCUUUGCAGGAUGUUCUUCAUUUGCAUGAUGUCCUUGCUAGGGUAUCCCUUGCAAGGCUGUGCCAUACAUUGUCAAGAGCCCGUGCACUAGAUGGUACCUGCACUUGAUUGACAUUUACCCUUGAUGUAAUUAUUAUUAGAUUAAUGCGUAGUAUCCCUAGUUUGAUUAAAAAAAAAAUACUGGGUGUUGCAGAAAGGCCCGACAUUAAGGCUCAGUUCUUGUCUCUUCUUUAUCAACUUCUCUUGGAUCCGAGUGACAGAGUGUGCUUUGAGGCUAUACUCUGUGUUCUGGGAAAAUUUGACAACACAGAGAGGUACGAUUUGCAUCUGCUGAGACAACUUCCACUGACAUCAUUAAUGUUUCAUUUAUUUCUUGUUUAAAUGUUCUAGUUGCAAGUUAGCUUGCUUAUUUUUAUUGCUGGAACUCUUUCAACAACCUAGAUUGUUUACCAUAGGACUGAAGAACGAGCAGCGGGGUGGUUUAGACUGACGAGAGAGGUUCUGAAGCUUCCCGAGGCACCCUCUGUAUCAUCAAAAGAAAGUAACGCUCAGUCAAAGGAUGCCAUUCCACCGAAACCAAAGAGUGAUAAACCUGCUCCCAGACCAAGACGACCUCAGCCUCUUAUAAAACUUGUAAUGAGAAGGUGCAUUUUAUUUAAUUAUUUGCUUCCUACCAUGUAAUGGUCUUAUUUUUGCUGAGAUGUGAAUUGGCUUUUGCUGUUCUGAUUCAUAUUUUUUUUCACCCUCUUAGACUUGAAAGCUCGUUCCGGAGUUUCUCUCGUCCUGUGCUUCAUGCAGCAGCGCGGGUUGUUAUGGAGAUGGGAAAAAGCAGGGCUGCAGCAUAUGCUUUAGGAGUGAAUGAUAUCGAUGAGGGAACAUAUAUUUAUUCAUAUUCUGAUAGUGCUGAUGCAACUGAUGGUGAGCAGAAUGAAAGCUCACAGUCAGAAGGUAUUAAUUGUAUAACUUGAUCGCGGGUAAAACUUGUCUGUCAUUUAUCACUGAACACUGCACUUCAACGUAGUGUAUGUGAAGUUAUGUACAUCGUUAAUUAAUAGAGGAUAAGGUUAUUUUGUUUCUGCUUUACUUGCUCAGUUGUAAACUUAUAAUGUGGAUUAUCUAGCCAUAAAGUUUAUGGUAUUUUUUCUUUUCUGCACAGGUUCCCGAAACAGAUCACUGGCUACUGUUUCAAGCGGAAAGGACACUAUUGCAAGUUUAUUAGCUUCACUAAUGGAAGCAGUGCGCACGACUGUUGCUUGCGAAUGUGCUUAUGUUCGAGCGAUGGUGAUAAAGGCCUUAAUAUGGAUGCAGAACCCACAUGAAUCAUUUGAGGAAUUGGAAGCUAUCAUUGCCUGUGAACUCUCUGAUCCAGCAUGGCCCUCAGCUCUAUUGAAUGAUAUCUUACUUACGAUGCAUGCACGAUUCAAGGUAUCCCCCUGUCAUGCAAUUCUUUAUAAAGAAUGUAGAUAGUUUACUUCAAAUGCACACGUUAUUUAAGGUAUUUCCACAGUCAUUAAAAUUUCUUUACAGAACGCGAGGACUCAGGCCAUUGAAAAGUCUUCUAACCUUCCUUGAAAUGCAUGCAUUUUGUCCGCAAUGUCCAUACUAGGUUGGCUAUCGGUUGUAGAGUUCUUGAAGUUUUAUUGUGGACUGAAAUAAUCGUUUUAUGGUUUGCUGAUUAUAAUUCUUGAAGUUGCUUUUAUGGUCAUUUGUGGCACUAUUUGAAAUGCUUGUUAUUAAUUUGCUUUUUGUUUUUCAAAUACCAGGCAACACCAGAUAUGGCGGUCACACUACUUGAAAUUGCAAGAAUUUUUGCAACUAAGGCUCCUGGAAAGAUCGAUGCAGAUGUUUUACAGUUGCUGUGGAAGGUGGGUUCCUUUCUCUGCAAAGAGCCGUUUGCGUCAAAACAAUUUGAAAUUCUCCUUAACUCCUUGUUAUUCCAGUGUUGCAAUUUACGGAAAUGAUUUACUAUGCUCAGAGUCUGGUCUUGAUAACUAUUUCCAAUAAAUCAUAGGGGAAAAGAUUAAAACUCUUGCAGGACCUUGUUAAUUUCUAUUUCUCUUGAAAGCAUUUCGAACUGGUCUUGGGUUCAUUGCCGAACCUCAUUUGUGGUAGUUUAUUAGAGGUGAAUUUAAAAUUGUAUCAGAUUUAUGGCUUUUUUACUUGUAACUUGAUGGGUUUUAUUUGAUUUCAUUAUCUGGAACUUCGUGUAUAACUUUACAUGAUCAGGUAAAUUACGUAAUCUGAUGUAUUCAUCUUGAUUUCUUUUUCCUUCAUUGUGGCAUUAUUGAGAGAUUCAAAUUGAGCGGUAUUGAUCUUUUUAUCAGAGCCACUGAAGCUUCUCUUUGUAAUUUUUUUGUCUGUCUCAUUACUUGUUUUCACUUAUCUGCAAACAAGAAAUGGCAGUGUUGAUAUCUUGUAUCCCUCAUUGAGACGGCUUCAUUAAGGGGUUAGCAAGCAGCUGGAAAAGAAAUUAUUGUCUCACUGAUGAUGGGAAAUAUUUAUUUUUAUCACGGCUUAUUGGUUUCUCAAAGCAAUCCACUUUCCAUAACAUUGCUUUGCCGCUAGCAAGUAUCAUGUGUUCUUGUAUCUUUGAGUAUCUCCACAAAAAGUUCAUACCUCUAUUGCUCUAUUUGAUACUCUGCAGACAUGCCUUGUUGGAGCUGGACCCACGGGCAAGCACACCGCCUUGGAAGCAGUCACCAUAGUUCUUGAUUUACCUCCUCCUCAACCUGGAUCAAUGGGUGGAAUAACAUUGGUAGACAAGGUUUCUGCGGCUGAUCCCAAAUCAGCCCUGGCGUUACAGAGAUUGGUGCAGGCGGCAGUAAGAAUAAUCCCUUUUUCUUGCUCAAGAAUAAUCAUGAUUUCAAAGGCCUUUUUCCCCGUCGGGAAAGAUAUUAUUAUUAUGAUUGCGUCUAACGGUCUUUUCAGGUUUGGUUUCUUGGCGAAAAUGCAAACUAUGCUGCAUCCGAAUAUGCUUGGGAAUCUGCAACCCCCCCUGGAACUGCAUUAAUGAUGUUAGAUGCAGAUAAAAUGGUAGCUGCAGCUAGUUCUCGGAACCCCACACUUGCUGGUGCGUUGACAAGACUUCAGAGGUGCGCUUUCAAUGGAAGCUGGGAGGUUUGUAUCUGACAAGCUCUUUUCCAAUGCUAGUUCAUAUUAUCCAGUGUGAAGUGAUGUUGUUCAUUUUUGAAUUUUUAUGAUGUACACCGCAGGUGCGCAUUAUUGCUGCUCAAGCCCUUACAACAAUAGCCAUCAGAUCAGGAGAGCCGUUUAGAUUACAGAUUUAUGAGUUUCUCUAUGCUCUAGCUCGAGGUGGAAAUCAAUCUCGAUUUUCAGAAAUUCAAUUUAGCAAUGGGGAAGACCAAGGUGCUAGUGGCACUGGCCUUGGAUCCCUGAUCAGCCCCAUGCUUAGAGUUCUUGAUGAGUUGUAUAGAGCACAGGAUGAACUGAUAAAGUAAGAGAUGGUAUCAUUUACUUCCUAUUAUGUUUCCUGGUUCCACAAAACAGCGCUUGUAUAACUUCGCCUUUUUCGUAUUCAUCUGCAGAGAUAUAAGAACUCAUGAUAACGCUAAGCAAGAAUGGACAGACGACGAGCUUAAACGACUAUAUGAGACCCAUGAAAAGCUUCUAGACUAUGUUUCCUUAUUCUGCUACGUACCAAGAGCGAAGUAUCUACCCUUGGGACCGAUUAGGUGGGCAUUUUGUUUUCUUAUCGUACAGAAUUAGAAGUUUCAAUGUACAAAUGAUAAUCUGGUUCGGUCUUACACUCUCAGAAUCUUACUUGUUUCAGUUGUCCAUUGCCGAGAUAUCUGAAAUUGGUAAACGGUUCUAUUGCAAUCAGAGAGUCAUGUCCGAAACUGGGAAAUCCUGUCUUUAUUAAUGUCAUCUAGAAGCUGUUGCCAUUCUAGGGUCAAUGAUAUGUUACAUCUUGUUGGUGAAGUGCGUGAUUACUUAGUGGAGAGUUGUCCCUAUCUAGUUCUGCAUUAAUCCUCAAUCAUAUCGCUGUUGAUUCUUGACAUGCAUGGAAAUCAAAUCAAUCAUUUUCUUUGAUCCGGCAAAGGAAGAAGUCUUUGCAAAAGAUUGCAACGUAAAAAUCUCCAAGGCAUAUUUUUCUUGAAGAGUUGGAAGUGGAUAACAAAAUGUCUAUAUACCAAUUUUUAUGCUCAAAGUUUGUCUUGUUUUCUUAGUCAUCUCUCCCUGAACUUGCUCUGGAAUGUUUGUUCCCUGUCGAUUGAUACAUGAACUCUUUACGUCUGAUGACGCUUUAUAUUGCUCACUAGAAGAAGGAAACCUAAUUGUCGUACGUUUUUUUUUUUUUAUCGUAUUAUCUCAUUAUUUUCGUAUGUAUACUCUCUAGUUAACACACGUGUUUCUCUUCAAAAAAUAAUCCUGUCAUUUUCUUCUCUGUACUCUUUAUUUAGUUUCCGUGUAUCUUAAUUCAGUAAGUUUAAUGACAGAGAUUGGAUCAGAGUGCAUUAUUUUACUAUGACUAGGUCUUUGUAUGUUCUUCUGAUUCCCUAAGUACUGGAAUUUGAUGUUCUUGUUAGGAUUAUCUACUCAUUCUCGAUAUCUGCUUCCAUCCCCGUUUUUUACUGCUUAUGAUGCUUUCCAUUUUCCUGUUUGUUGAUUCAGGCGAUGAUUCUGCCACACUCAGCUUCUUUUUUCAUGUUUUGUUAUCGGCAGUGCAAAGCUCAUUGACGUGUACCGCACCCGGCAUAAUAUCAGUGCCUCCAGUGGAUUGAAUGAUCCAGCUGUGGCAACAGGAAUAUCUGAUCUCGUGUAUGAAUUCAAAGAGCCAUCCAAAAAGGAGUCUUAUGCUAUUGACCCCGAUCUGGCAAACGCAUGGGCUACAAACCUGGAGGACGAUUUCUGGGGCAAUAACGCGCCUGCUAUGAGUAGAGUAAGCCAUUUGCUCCUCUCGACCACUGAACGAUUUGUGGACUUAUUUGACCUGCUAGAGCUCAUGCGAGGCGCUUUACUUGUGGAAAAAACGGAGGAUUUAAUGGCGUGAUGCUAAGCAGAUCACGUUUGUGAAAACCAACCAGAACCAGAAGCACUCCUUUCAAUGAAACCUUCAGCUGUUUCAGCGGAGACCGUCAGAUGUCUCACUGCAUACGCCCCUUUUGUUGCAGGUAAAUGAGUUCCUUGCCGGCGCUGGAACUGAUGCUCCUGACGUGGAAGAGGAGAACAUAGCUUCGCGACCCUCUGUUGGGUACGAUGAUCUGUGGGCCAAGACACUCUUACAGAACUACGAAGCAGAGGUAGUUUCAUCUCAUCGUCCUUGCAAAUUCCGAGAACAAUACCUUUAUGAUCCCUCUUCUGCGGCCCCAUUUUUCAGGAGGACGAUGGCAGGUCAUCCGGAACCUCUUCUCCUGAGUCAACUGGCUCCGUCGAGACUUCCAUAUCGUCCCACUUUGGUGGCAUGAGCUACCCAUCGUUGUUCAGCUCGCGCCCCUCGGGCUAUGGCGUUCCUCAGCAACCGGUACGGGACUCAUAAACUUCGUGGGACAGCACUUCAUAUCAUGGAGAAAUCAAUCGUGGGAUGAUCCUCUAACGAAUCGAAAAUUGACCAAACAGGAGAGCAAGCCGGCACCGGCCGCGAGCAGAUACAGCAGGAGCACGUCUUUUGGUGGGCCGCCGUCGAGCUAUGGGGAGGGCAUCGCUCCACCGGUAGGGAAUAUUGAUUUCUUGGUUUUUCUCCCCGCGUCUGGUUCCCGUUGAUCUCACUCCCCGCGGUGUGUCCAUCAGGUGAGAGAAGAUCCCCCCCCGUCGUACAGCUCAACGGUGCAGAGAUUUGGAUCGUUUGAGAAUCCAUCAACCGGGCGGGGAUCCCAGAGCUUUAGCUCACGAGACGAUGAAGCGGAAUCCGAGAAACCCCAGUUCGGGAAAGCCCUUUACGAUUUCUCUGCCGGGGGCGACGACGAGGUCGGCCACUUCUACUCACCCACCCUCUUCUCGACCAAUUAUCAAUCGCUCUCGCCAUUUCCCUGCUGAUGAUGGAUUCUCUCUCUCUCUCUCUCUUCCUUACCCCUUGUCACAACAGCUGAGCUUGGCCGCCGGAGAGGAGGUUGAAAUCGAGUACGAGGUUGACGGAUGGUUCUACGUGAGUGUUGUUCAUGCGUGUGGCAUUGCAGUGAUUGAUUCAUCAUCCCCUUGAGUCGAUGUCCAAGAGCCGGAAACAGUAAGAAAUAAACCUUCCAUUUCGAUUUCCAUGUGCAGGUGAAGAAGAAGCGACCCGGGAGAGACGGGAAGCUCGCCGGACUGGUCCCCGUGCUCUACGUCAGUUCUUGA
Molecule: messenger RNA, 13196 nt
Organism: Spirodela intermedia
Lineage: Eukaryota; Viridiplantae; Streptophyta; Magnoliopsida; Alismatales; Araceae
Source: the annotation of a GenBank genome assembly